Ictalurus furcatus (blue catfish) is the source of this 939-nucleotide messenger RNA. Its product is annotated as ferroptosis suppressor protein 1-like. Gene Ontology annotation, molecular function: flavin adenine dinucleotide binding; electron-transferring-flavoprotein dehydrogenase activity. The transcript is spliced from 9 exons. NCBI's taxonomy places the organism in Eukaryota, Metazoa, Chordata, Actinopteri, Siluriformes, Ictaluridae. The coding region runs from base 1 to 939 and encodes 312 amino acids. Gene Ontology annotation, biological process: apoptotic mitochondrial changes; positive regulation of apoptotic process. The record is from RefSeq and is a predicted model, not a curated record. Gene Ontology annotation, cellular component: mitochondrion; cytoplasm.
AUGACACUCCUGGACUUCCACAAUUUGUCCUUUGAGGAGAAGGUCCAUGUGGUGAUUGUUGGUGGUGGGUUUGGUGGUAUUGCAGCUGCCCAGCAUCUCAAAAGUCUCCGGGUACCCUUUAUGCUGAUUAACACAUUAGACUCCUUUCAGCACAAUGUUGCAUCACUGCAUGCUUUAGUUCAAAGUGGUAUGUUAAAUAAAACCUUUAUUCCAUACAAAACAACAUUUGGACUCAAUUUCCUUCAGGGGCGUGUGAUACGAAUAGACACUACAGAAAAAUUUGUUGUGCUUGACAAUGGAAAGGAAGUAAGUUAUUCACGCCUCAUCCUCUGCACUGGGUCAGAUGGACCUUUUCCUGGGAAAUGCAACAUUAUGGAUUCCUACCAGAAAGCAUAUUGUGAAUAUAAUCUCCUUUCUCAGGUCCAGGCAGCUGACUCGGUGCUUAUGAUUGGUGGGGGAGCCACUGGUGUGGAAAUGGCUGCUGAAAUCAGGACAGAAUAUCCAAACAAGAAGGUAAUUCUUAUUCUCUCACGUGAUGCCCUAGCUGAUUCACAGCUGCUCCCCAGCGUAAGAGAAGAGGCCAGACAGGUACUGCUGGAGAAGGGAGUGGAAUUAUUUCUAGGCGAAAAAGUUUUAAACCUGAAUCAUGCUGCCAUUCAGCUGAAACUGAAUGGCAGCAUGAUCAAGACAGAUAAGAAUGAGCAGUUCACCGUUGACCUUGUUAUUUGCUGUACAGGGAUCAAGAUCAAUUCAGAUGCAUACAGGUCCAGUUUAGAACCCCCCUCCAACGGGGGUCCCGGGCGCCUGUGCGAGCUGUCUUUCGCUGCCACGGAAAGCGAGGCAGCCUCCGUCGGGCAGCAGAGGAGGGGAGCAACACCCCCACCGGGGUUGAAAGUCGGAGCGCCGCCCCACUUCCGGCGCCGCCGGUGCGGCUCCUGA